AUGAGCUCUUAUUUCGUCAACUCACUGUUCUCCAAAUACAAAACCGGGGAGUCCCUGCGCCCCAACUACUAUGACUGCGGCUUCGCCCAGGACCUGGGCGGCCGACCCACCGUGGUGUACGGCCCCAGCAGCGGCGGCAGCUUCCAGCACCCGACGCAAAUCCAGGAGUUCUACCACGGGCCGUCGUCGCUGUCCACGGCGCCCUACCAGCAGAACCCGUGCGCCGUGGCGUGCCACGGGGACCCCGGCAACUUCUACGGCUACGACCCGCUGCAGCGCCAGAGCCUGUUCGGCGCGCAGGACCCGGACCUGGUGCAGUACGCCGAUUGCAAGCUCGCCGCCGCCAGCGGCCUUGGAGAGGAGGCCGAGGGCUCCGAGCAGAGCCCGUCACCCACCCAGCUCUUCCCCUGGAUGCGCCCUCAAGCAGCCGCCGGACGCAGGCGAGGCCGCCAGACCUACAGCCGCUACCAGACCCUGGAGCUGGAGAAGGAAUUCCUCUUUAACCCCUAUCUGACUCGCAAGCGGCGGAUCGAGGUGUCACACGCGCUGGGACUGACAGAGAGACAGGUCAAAAUCUGGUUCCAGAACCGGAGGAUGAAGUGGAAAAAGGAGAACAACAAGGAUAAGUUCCCCAGCAGCAAGUGCGAGCAGGAGGAGCUGGAGAAGGAGAAGCUGGAGAGGGCGCCGGAGGCGGGCGCCGCCGAGCAGGGCGAUGCGCACAAGGGCGACAAGAAGUAG
This is a messenger RNA of Psammomys obesus (fat sand rat), 738 nucleotides long. It is a transcript of the gene Hoxb8, whose product is annotated as homeobox B8. The transcript is spliced from 2 exons. Gene Ontology annotation, molecular function: DNA-binding transcription factor activity, RNA polymerase II-specific; RNA polymerase II transcription regulatory region sequence-specific DNA binding. The record is from RefSeq and is a predicted model, not a curated record. Gene Ontology annotation, cellular component: nucleus. Gene Ontology annotation, biological process: regulation of transcription by RNA polymerase II. Lineage: Eukaryota; Metazoa; Chordata; Mammalia; Rodentia; Muridae. Bases 1 to 738 code for a protein of 245 amino acids.